GUGAGUACAUUUGAACACGUCUUUGUUGUUGGAAUGACCAUUUACUAUCUGUUUGUUUGCUUCCAUACUUCCUCUUCACCUCCCUCAAGCAACGAUGGUUCUUCAGAGUUGAACGUUGCUCGGCCAGUCUCGCCAGGUCCCACAGAACCCUCACAAAAUGACUCGCAAAGCAUCGACAUACGACGCAAACCAAGACCCGCUGCGUUCAAGCGUCUUGAAUGGAGCCUCAACAUCCUCGACACACCGACAUAACACCACGCUGCAGUUCACGUGAGCUCCUACGACCAAUCGUGCUCCAAGAUAUCGGAAAAACGGGUACCGCUAACAUGACAGAUCCUUGACGGAUGGAGGCUCCAAUGUAACAACCGGCUUUUUCAGCAGGUAUAAGUAUGUCGGUAGUUGCUGUUCUGUAGUCUUUCCCUUCCUCAGUGCUUGACCAGACGAUACAUACAAGGAAAGUCUGAGGAUGUCAGGAAAAGCUGUAGACAAGAAAGAAGCGAUUGAUAUCGCCCCGGCACAAUCGCAGAUCCAUCGGGAGGUUGCGGAGAUGGGUCAUGUGGAUCAGUCGCUUGUAGCGAGGGAACCGUAUGGGCCGGGUGGAUUCAAGGGUCUCUUCUCAAACCACUAUGUUGCAAUGUGCGCUGCCUUUGCAACCAUCGGUGGCCUAUUGUUUGGUUAUGAUCAGGGAGUCAUCUCAGUCACCCUCGUGAUGGACCAGUUCCUAGGGACCUUUCCUCGAGUUUCUACCCAAGCGUCUGGAGCUGGGUUCUGGAAGGGACUGAUGACCGCCAUGCUUGAGCUUGGAGCUUUGAUCGGCGCGCUCUUUGCGGGAUGGCUCGCGGAUAAGUUGUCUCGGAAAUACUCGAUUGUCGUGGCUGUCGUAGUCUUUACGGUUGGCAGUGUUUUGCAAACUGCGGCUGUCGAGUACGCGAUGCUGACCGUUGGACGGUUGAUCGGUGGUAUGGGCAUCGGAGCUCUAGCAACCAUUGCUCCACUCUACAUCUCGGAGAUCGCACCCCCAGAAAUUCGUGGCGCCCUCCUUGUCCUCCAGGAAUUCAGCAUCGUCCUCGGUAUAGUAAUAGCCUUCUGGACCACGUACGGUACGCGCUUCAUGGCCGGCCAAUGGUCGUGGCGUCUCCCCUUCCUCAUUCAGAUGAUUCCUGGCUUCAUCCUCGGCGCAGGCAUCGUCUUCCUGCCUUUCUCUCCCCGCUGGCUCUCAAGCAAAGGCCGCAAUGAUGAGGCUCUCAACGUUCUCGCCAAGCUGCGCAGCCUUCCUGCUACGGAUCCUAGAGUCCUCCAGGAAUGGUGCGAGAUCCGUGCCGAAGUUGUUUUUGCGCAGGAAGUCAAUCGCGAGAGACAUCCAGACCUGCAGGAGCCUACAAGGGCAAAUAGAUUCAAGCUCGAGGUUGCGUCGUGGAUGGAUUGUUUCCGACACGGUUGCUGGAAACGGACAGUAGUGGGUGUGGGCAUCAUGUUUUUCCAGCAGUUUGUUGGUAUCAACGCACUCAUCUACUACGCGCCGUCACUUUUCGAAACCCUCGGCCAAGACUACGAAAUGCGACUUCUGCUAUCUGGAAUCAUCAACUGUAUGCAACUUGUCGGCGUGGCGACGAGCCUCUGGACCAUGGACAGAUUCGGAAGACGUCCAUUGUUGCUUACUGGCGCCGGGCUGAUGUUUGUCUGCCACUUGAUCAUCGCUGUUCUGGUUGGCAAGUAUGGUGGAAGAUGGGAGGACUAUGCUACGGAAGGCUGGGUUGCUGUGGCCUUCUUGUUCUUCUACAUGUUCAGCUUCGGCGCAACAUGGGGCCCAGUACCUUGGGCUAUGCCUUCAGAGAUAUUCCCUAGCUCGUUGCGUGCAAAGGGUGUUGCGCUUUCGACCUGCUCGAACUGGUUCAACAACUUCAUCAUCGGUCUCAUCACCCCGCCCCUUGUGCAAAACACUGGCUUCGGUGCUUACACAUUCUUCGCCGUCUUCUGCGCUCUUGCCUUUCUCUUCACGUUCUUCUGCGUACCCGAGACUGCAGGGAAAAGCCUGGAACAAAUGGACGAGGUCUUCAAGGAUGUUAGUAGUGAGGCAGAAGAGCAGAGGAAGGCGAGAAUCAUGCGAGACAUAGUAGAGGGGAAGGGAGACGAGUGUAUCGACACCCCUUGAACAUUGAGUUGGAGGUGGAAAUGUAAAUUAUAACAGAGUCUCUAUACUGCAAUAGAAGACAAAAUGACUAAUGAUGCUAAUGAAGCCGAACUUUAUUC
Dothidotthia symphoricarpi CBS 119687 is the source of this 2250-nucleotide messenger RNA. Its product is annotated as MFS sugar transporter-like protein. Gene Ontology annotation, cellular component: membrane. The record is from RefSeq and is a predicted model, not a curated record. Lineage: Eukaryota; Fungi; Ascomycota; Dothideomycetes; Pleosporales; Dothidotthiaceae. The transcript is spliced from 4 exons. Bases 467 to 2152 code for a protein of 561 amino acids. Gene Ontology annotation, biological process: transmembrane transport; carbohydrate transport. Gene Ontology annotation, molecular function: carbohydrate:proton symporter activity.